GAAAUAUUUUUCCGGUCGCCUUCGGAGAAAAACACAAUUGACAAUUGUUUAAAAAUAUACUUAACUUUUGAAUAUGAAUGACAAAGAGAUUGAGUGGCAGUGAUAUGAUAUUUAAUUCGUAUCAGGAUAAACUCGUCUCGGCGCAUCUUUACGCCUCUCAAACUAGCUUUAUCUUAGCCUGCUACCUUAGAAUGCUAGCUGCAAACAGGGACGCGGAAGUUAGCGUCACAUGCUAAGAAGAGAUUGAGUGUGAGUUUUAAGUGUUGCGAUUGAGUGAAAAUGUGCGACAGAACUAUAGCAGAGUACGAGGAGGAACUUUCUCCAACAAAAGAGGAGACCGAGCGACAACGUCAACAGCUGGACGCUGUUUUCAAGCAACACAGAACAGUUUUGGGGGCUUCCCAAAGUGUGUCUACCAUAAGAUGCUGGAACGCACAUAUAUUUUCCAGAGGUACUGAAAGAGUCCUGUCGAUCACCCAGUACUGAAGUGGAUCAUUCAGAGGCCUAUGAAGAAGAACAAGUACAUAGGUGAAGAAGAUCUUCCCUCUGAGCAGCAGGAGUGGAGCUCCGGGGUGAAGCAGGAGGAGAGACAGCCCCCCCACAUUAAAGGGGAAAAAGGGAAGCCAGAGCCCCCACACAUUACAAAGGAAGAGCCACAGCCCACACACAUUAAAGAGGAAGAGGAGGAACACAGCAUCAGUCAGGAGGGAGAGCGUCUCAAAGAGCUGGAGGAGUUCCCAGUGAUUCGUGUCAUUGUGAAGAGUGAAGAUGAAGAUGAAUCAGCUGAUGGAGACCGCUGUGGAGGAUCACAAGCAGACAGCCUCUUAGCUCCACUAUCGGACAGUGACGACACAACAUCACACUCUCCUGGCACUGACGAUGAAGGCUCGAAAGCGGAUAAUACACGUCGCACUGACAGCACAUGCUUGAAAUGUUCUCAGUGUGACAAAACGUUCAGCACCAAAUCAAAUCUGAACGUACACAUGAGGAUCCAUACAGGGGAGAAACCUUAUGUCUGCUCAGUUUGUGGCAAAAGAUUCUCUCAAAAGGCCCAAUUUGAAACACACACAAGAACACACACUGGGGAGAAGCCUUUUAGCUGCUCAGUCUGUGGUAAAAAAUUUACUCGAAAUGAACGUUUGACAAUACACACAAGAAUACACACCGGGGAGAGACCAUUUUGCUGUUCGAUAUGUGGUAAAACAUUCUGCGACAAAGGUAGUCUGAUUAAACACACGAGGACACACACCGGGGAGAAACCUUUCACCUGCUCAGUCUGCGCCACAAGUUUUAAGAAUUAUUCAGCGCUGUCCAAGCACAAAAGAAUUCACACCGGAGAGAAGUCUUUUAGCUGCACAGUUUGUGGUAAAAGGUUUGCUCAUAAUGAAAGUUUGACAACGCAUACAAGAAUACACACGAGGGAGAGACCAUUUCCCUGUUCAAUUUGUGGUAAAACAUUCUCUGUUAAAUGCAAUCUGAUAAAACACACAAGAACACACACAGGAGAGAGACCAUUUUCCUGUACAAUCUGUGGUAAAGCAUUCUCUGUUAAAUGUAACUUGGUCACACACACAAGAACACAUUGUUGAUGGACCAUCCAGCCCCCAAGCCACGUAUUUGCGGACCUAGAGCUUACCGUGCAACUCCUAUACGUUUUCUUCUCUCGUCUACCCUCGUUGUACCUUUGGAUGGCUAAAAGCCGACAGUUUUCAAAUAGUAUCUCACGUACACAAAGUCUACCAUUAUACUAUGUGGUGGGCCAAUGAUACUUAUGGCUAUUUUUAGCAUAUUGGUGAGUGAAGUGUUUUAUUUUGGAGAGCAGGAAGUGUUUCAGGGCUGAUGCUGUGUCUUUGCUUUCCUCAAGUACUGUAAUUUUACAGAGCAUGUAUGCUUUACUUGACUAGUACACACAAUAGUAGCUGUAAGCUAUUUGUAAUGAUUAGCUGUCAGGAAGAUUGGAGAUAUAUCAGACUUUUUUCCUUCAAAAUAAA
This is a messenger RNA of Dunckerocampus dactyliophorus (ringed pipefish), 1991 nucleotides long. RefSeq names its product gastrula zinc finger protein XlCGF8.2DB-like. Gene Ontology annotation, biological process: regulation of transcription by RNA polymerase II. The transcript is spliced from 3 exons. The coding region runs from base 507 to 1589 and encodes 360 amino acids. Gene Ontology annotation, molecular function: DNA-binding transcription factor activity; RNA polymerase II cis-regulatory region sequence-specific DNA binding. Lineage: Eukaryota; Metazoa; Chordata; Actinopteri; Syngnathiformes; Syngnathidae. The record is from RefSeq and is a predicted model, not a curated record.